AUGAGCACAAAAUUCAAUGCUCUCAUUCAAGCUGGAAAUAUCAAGCUUUAUUUGCUUAUAUAUGUGGAUGAUAUUCUUAUAACUGGCACCCAUGUUGAUCACAUCAGUACUCUUAUCACUAAUUUGAGUAAACUAUUCUCCAUGAAAGAUUUGGGUCCAUUACACUAUUUCUUGGGUAUUGAGGAUGUGCGGUCCUUUCAUGGACUUUCUUUAACUCAGACCAAGUACACUUUAGAUCUUCUACACCGCACAAACAUGACAGAUGCUAAACCUGUUUCAACUCCGACGGCUAGUGGCAAAUGUUUGAGUAUCAAUGAUGGCACUCCUCUUCAUGAUGGCACCCAAUAUCGGAGUGUUGUAGGAGCCUUGCAGUAUCUAACACUAACUCGCCCUGAUAUAUCAUUUGCCGUUAAUCAGGUAUGCCAGUUUCUGCAUUCCACAACAAAUGUGCAUUGGGCGGUUGUCAAACGGAUUCUCCGUUAUCUCAAACAUACACCUACAUAUGGCUUGUUCUACACUCCGAGCACCUUGCAGUUAACAGGUUAUAGUGAUUCUGAUGAUGCUGGGGAUCCAGACACAAGAAUCUUAACUGGUGACACUUGCAUAUACUUAGGUUCAAACCUAAUUUCAUGGAGUUCUAAAAAGCAAAGUGGAGUAUCUCGAUCCAGCACGGAGGCAGAGUAUCGUCAAUUGGCCUAUACUGCUACCCAUAUUUCUUGGUUUCGAACUCUAUUUCGGGACAUAGACAUUCCUCUCCAGUCUCUUACCUUAUGGUGUGACAACGUUAUUGCCAUAUCUCUUGCUUCCAACCCUGUUUUCCAUACACGAACAAGACAUGUGGAAGUUGAUUAUCAUUACAUAAGGUGGUUCGCAAGGAGAUUAACGUUGGCUAUAUAUGCUCCCGAGAUGAACUCGCGGAUAUCUUCACCAAGGGUCUGA
Molecule: messenger RNA, 939 nt
Organism: Rosa rugosa (rugosa rose)
Lineage: Eukaryota; Viridiplantae; Streptophyta; Magnoliopsida; Rosales; Rosaceae
Exons: 2
Coding region: 1-939 (312 amino acids)
Source: RefSeq, a predicted model, not a curated record